Molecule: messenger RNA, 1098 nt
Organism: Cucumis sativus (cucumber)
Lineage: Eukaryota; Viridiplantae; Streptophyta; Magnoliopsida; Cucurbitales; Cucurbitaceae
Exons: 3
Coding region: 1-1098 (365 amino acids)
Source: RefSeq, a predicted model, not a curated record
AUGUGGUUGUCCUCUGUGGAAACCAUAUUUAAUUACAUGAGAUGUCCCGAGGAGCACAGAGUUCAGUGUGCUGCUUUUCUACUGAGGGACAGAGGCAUUAUCUGGUGGAGGACUACAAUGCGCAUGCUAGGUGGAGAUGUGAGGCAGAUUACCUGGGAUCAGUUUAAGAACUGCUUCUAUACCAAGUUUUUCUCGGCUAACCUUAGAGACGCCAAAAGCCAGGAAUUCUUGGAGUUGAAGCAAGGAUAUAUGACAGUCGAGGAGUACGACCAGGAGUUUGAUAUGCUGUCACGUUUUGCCCCUGAGCUUGUUAGUAAUGAGCAGGCUAGAGCUGAUAGGAUGAAGACAGCCAAGGAGCUUGAUAAGGGAUCGUCGUCGGGUCAAAAGAGAAAAGUAGAGCAGAGAACUGUAGGAGUUCCUCAGAGGAACUUGAGACCAGGCGAUCCUUUUCGCAGUUUCCAGCAGAGUUCUGGCGGUGCAGGAGACACUACUCGAGAGAGGCCAGUGUCCCUUGAGAUCUACUGGGCUGGAUCGAGCAGUCAGGGAGAGAGACCUCCACAGCGGGGUACAAUCUUUGCCACUAAUAGAUCAGAGGCAGAGAAGGCCGGCACAGUAGUGACAGGUACAUUACCAGUGUUAGGGCAUUUUGCCUUGACCUUGUUUGACUCGGGAUCUUCUCAUUCAUUUAUUUCAUCGCUUUUUGUGACGCAUGCAUGCUUAGAGGUGGAACCCUUAGACUAUGUUUUGUCAGUGUCUACACCGUCUGGAGAAAUUAUGUUGUCUAAGGAAAAGAUUAAAGCAUGUGAAAUUGAGAUAGCUGGUCGUGUGCUGGACGUAACCUUGUUGGUAUUAGAUAUGCGUGACUUUGAUGUAAUUUUAGGUAUGGAUUGGCUAGCUACUAAUCAUGCUAGUAUUGAUUGUUCUCGUAAGGAAGUUGUGUUCAGUCCCCCUACUGCAUCUAGCUUUAAAUUCAAGGGGGUAGGAACAGUAGUACUGCCUAAAGUAAUCUCAGCUAUGAAAGCUAGUAAACUACUCAACCAGGUACUUGGAGUAUUUUGGCAAGUGUGGUGGAUACUAGGGAAGGUGAGACUUCUUUAA